ACGUGACGGCGCCGUCCAAUCGCGCGCCGGCGUGUCUCCUCGUUACAAGCCCACAGUCGCGGCGUGAGGGGCCAAGUUGCUACUAGAUUUCCCAACAUUUUGUGAGGCUGGUGUGUGUGUGUGUGUUUGUUUGUGGCCCGAGUGCGUGUGUGUUUUUUAUUCGGCUGCGUGCAUGUGAGAGUAGCCGCUCUUUGCCAUGUCGACAUCCGGAGCGGUGAGCAGCUACUAUGUGGACUCCCUCAUUCUGCCGGAGAGCGAGGAGCUCUCGGUGCCGAGGUUCCAGUCCGGCUCUGGCUUCCAGCCGCCACGCCAGCCUCCGUCCGUCAACGAGCACAGCGACUGCACAUUCCCGUCCAAAGCGCCUGUAUUCGGCGCGUCGUGGAGCCACGUCCCGACGCAGUUCCCCACCGUGUACCACCACCACCACCACUAUGGGCACCCACAAGGCCCACUCGAGACUGAGAGCCGCUACCAGUCGUGGAUGCUGGAGCCCAUGUCCGGUGCUCUGCCGAUGACCGGAUUACCGUCUCACUACGGAAUCAAACCCGAGGGUUUCGGUGGGAGAGCCGACGUUUCGCACACCACGCUGCUGCUUUCCGACUACACCAAUGUGGCAUCGCCCUCCUUGGAUAAAGACCCACUAUCCGGGGCAGCAGUGGACCUGAACGAGGAGGCGGAGGAAAAACCAGCACUGGAUCCGAAUAACCCAGUGUCCAACUGGCUCCACGCGAGUGCCACGAGGAAAAAACGCUGUCCGUACACCAAACACCAGAUCCUGGAGCUGGAGAAGGAGUUCCUCUUUAACACGUACCUGACCCGGGACCGGCGCUACGAGGUGGCCCGGCUGCUCAACCUCACGGAGAGACAGGUCAAGAUCUGGUUCCAGAACCGCAGGAUGAAGAUGAAGAAGUUUAACAAAGAGGGCGCGUCAAAGGACGAGUGACCGUGAGCCUUUCGAAUCUGUCUAACGGUUUGUAUAAAAAAAAAAAACGCAUGUUCGGGCGACCACCAGUUUGACGCGACUACCUUCCUCUUGCACACUUCUAGCAGUGCCCAUUUUAUUUUGAAUUAAUACCUCCUUAAUGUCGUCCUUUGUUUUAUGGAUAGGUGUGUGUUUGUAGCUUUAUUUGUCGUCUAUUCCGAAAGUCAUCAUAGUUUGUUUAAAGAAAAAGAAGAAAAAAAGAACCAAUAAUGUUGUUUAUUCCCUGUUGGUAGAACUUUGACUGAUUUACUGCUCGCAUCUUCUGGAGAUUAAAAAAAAAUCUUCCAUUUAUAAUCCACGACACGAGUGACUACCUAGAUGUCCAUCAACUACCUACAAGUACAUAUAACCUGUUCCACUUAGAGUAGCGAUGAUAGUCUGGAUUAUCAGGGAGAUUCUGUUCGUUUUCGACAGUAGGUGUUUGUUACUAAUUUGAGUUAACCCUGUAGGCUGCUUAUGGAAUACCUCACGGCCCGCUGGUCGAAUUCACAAAUGUAAUUUGUACUUUAUUUAUUAAAUAA
Synchiropus splendidus (mandarinfish) is the source of this 1503-nucleotide messenger RNA. RefSeq names its product homeobox protein Hox-A9-like. Gene Ontology annotation, cellular component: nucleus. Gene Ontology annotation, biological process: anterior/posterior pattern specification; proximal/distal pattern formation; embryonic skeletal system morphogenesis. Bases 197 to 943 code for a protein of 248 amino acids. Gene Ontology annotation, molecular function: RNA polymerase II cis-regulatory region sequence-specific DNA binding; DNA-binding transcription factor activity, RNA polymerase II-specific. The transcript has 2 exons. Lineage: Eukaryota; Metazoa; Chordata; Actinopteri; Syngnathiformes; Callionymidae. The record is from RefSeq and is a predicted model, not a curated record.